CUGAAGCACGUGCACAAAUCCAAAAACAGAUAUUUGCAGGUCAGCUUUUCUUUUUCACGAUUUCCACAUUUUCUACAUUUUUCACCUUUCAUCCUCUACCGCGUAUUUACUCUUAUUACUACAGGUUCGCCAUACAAGCAAACAGCACACGCAAACAACACGCGCACCUUGUCUUUUUUGUCUCUGAAUUCGCGUGUCAACGCUGCUGCCACAGGUUUUAUUCGCAGAGACAGCGCGCCAUUCGCCCUUUUGCUAAUUACUAGCACGCUUCAUAAUUACCACCGCCUACCACCAGUGCCGCCGGCUAGGCAUUGAAUUCACAUUAACAAGGACACUCAGACAUGGCGGACAUGGACGUCGACUCUCCCUCGGAGAGGCACAAAGCCGGCAGCACACACCACAGCGACACCAUGGACGCUGAGAUGAGCGAUGUCUCGCCUGAAGGCCCCAGCGCCGACACAGCUCAUGGCGACACAGCGGCGUCGGCCGCAGGAUGGAGCUCCAUUCCCAAGGUCGGGUUCAGCGUACACACAGCCGAUGAGAGCAGCAAGCCGGGGACGACUGAGCGGAUGGUCAAAGACGUGCCGCUGCCAGCGGCAGAGAUCCCUGACGCCAACACUGUGUUUGAGGGCGGCGACGCGUCAAAGCCACAGUGUGCGUUUUUGCGCAACCACUUUUUCCGCGAGGGCCGAUUGCGCGAACAGGACGCGCUGGCGAUUCUGCGCCAGGCCACGGUGAUUCUGCGCGCCGAGCCGACGCUGCUGACGAUUGACUCGCCGGUGACCAUCUGCGGUGACGUGCACGGGCAGUACUACGACCUGAUGAAGCUGUUUGAGGUUGGCGGCGACCCAGCAUCGACGCAAUAUCUGUUCUUGGGCGACUACGUCGACCGCGGGUACUUUUCGAUAGAGUGCCUGCUCUACCUGUACUCGCUCAAGAUCAAGUACCCGCAGACGAUGUUUAUGCUGCGCGGCAACCAUGAGUGCCGGCACCUGACGGACUACUUUACGUUCAAGCUCGAGUGCGUGCACAAGUACUCGGAGCACGUGUACGAGGCGGCGGUCGAAUCGUUCUGCGCGCUGCCGCUCGGUGCGGUGGUCAACAAGCAGUUUCUAUGCAUCCACGGGGGGCUGAGCCCUGAGCUGCACACACUUGACGACCUGCGGGCGCUGGACCGGUUCCGCGAGCCGCCAACGCAUGGGCUGAUGUGCGACCUGCUGUGGGCCGACCCGGUCGAGGACUUUGGGCACGAGAAGAACAAGAGCUACUUUGUGCACAACUACGCGCGCGGAUGCUCGUACUUUUUCAGCUACGCAGCGACGUGCGCGUUCCUCGAGCGCAACGGGCUGCUGUCGCUGGUGCGCGCGCACGAGGCGCAGGAUGCCGGGUAUCGCAUGUACCGCAAGAGCAAGGCGAACGCGUUCCCGGCAGUGAUCACACUGUUCUCAGCGCCCAACUACCUGGACGCGUACAACAACAAGGCGGCGGUGCUCAAGUACGAGAACAACGUGAUGAACAUCCGGCAGUUCAACUGCUCGCCGCACCCGUACUGGUUGCCCAACUUUAUGGACGUGUUUACGUGGUCGCUGCCAUUUGUCGGCGAGAAGAUGACGGACAUGCUGCUGGCCAUUCUGGACAUCUGCACAAAGGACGAGCUCGAGGAGAACAUUGCCGAGGCGGGUGCCGCGUCUGAUGCCCUUGGGGCCGCUGAGUCUGGUAGGAUUACCGAGGUGAGCGCUGCCAGCGACAGCGAAGGCGACAGCAUGGACGGCAGCAUCGCCGGGUCGCCACGGCCGGGCAAGAGCAUACGCAUCCCGGCGGCGCUGCUGGGCGGUGGCGCUGGUGCGCAGCCGUCAGAGCUCGAGCAGCGGCGCGAGACGAUCCGCAAGAAGAUCCUGGCGGUGGGCAAGAUAUCGCGCAUCUUCCGCGUGCUUCGGACAGAGGCUGAGACAGUCAACGAGCUCAAGGGCUUGCUUGGCACCCAGCGGCUGCCGGUUGGGCAGCUGUCGGCGGGCGGGCGCGGGCUGCGGAUGGCUGUGCUGUCGUUUGAAGAGGCCAAGCGCUACGACCGCGACAACGAGAAGCUGCCGCCGCUGCGCAAGCAGGCGUCCUCUGAGCAGCGGGUUGAGGACGCGGCAAUGCAGGCGGUGUGUGACGAGCAGGCGGCAUACGAUGCGGCCGAGAAGGAGGUCGGGCCGCUUGCAGCGCUCGAGGAGCGGCUGGACCACCACACGCGGCAGAUGAGCCAGGACAAGAGCGCGUACGGGUACUGAAUGAGGCCUAGAGCCGGCGCAUCCCGCACAUUUGCAAGCCCGGGCGGCAUUUGAUAUGGCAUAGCACAAAACACAAUAAUGUA
This is a messenger RNA of Kickxella alabastrina, 2356 nucleotides long. Its product is annotated as Metallo-dependent phosphatase-like protein. The transcript has a single exon. Bases 342 to 2273 code for a protein of 643 amino acids. Gene Ontology annotation, biological process: fungal-type cell wall organization; calcineurin-mediated signaling. Lineage: Eukaryota; Fungi; Kickxellomycota; Kickxellomycetes; Kickxellales; Kickxellaceae. The record is from RefSeq and is a predicted model, not a curated record. Gene Ontology annotation, molecular function: calmodulin binding; calmodulin-dependent protein phosphatase activity. Gene Ontology annotation, cellular component: cytoplasm; calcineurin complex.